AAAAUUGCUCCAAUGGACUCCAAAUAUUCUUUUUUUCGAGUGCACGAUCGGUCACGUUUAUAUAGGGAAGACAAUCUCUGUACAGAAAAGCAGUCGGCAAAUAAAACUGUAGAUGUUGUGACUUGGGCUAUUACAUUCCUUGUGUACAUUCUUGCUGUAUUCACGUUUCCUCUAUCAUGUUUUUGCUGUGUGAAGGUGAUUCAAGAAUAUGAACGUGCUGUUGUUUUACGACUUGGUCGGCUUCAACCUUUAAAGGAGCCAGGUAUCACAUUCAUAUUACCAUGUAUUGACAAGUUUCAUAGAGUUGAUAUUCGAAUUAAAGCUUUUAAUGUACCACCUCAGAAGAUUCUUACCAAGGACCAAGCGGCAGUACUAGUUGGUGCAACAGUUCAAUUUCUCAUCCAAGACCCAAUAGCUUUAACAGGCAAUGUGCAGGACUUGAAUCAUUCAAUGCGUGUGCUUGCCCAAACAACACUAGUGAACAUUUUGACCACGCAAAAUCUAAUUGAAAUACAGAAUGACAAGAAAUUCACUGCAAUUCGAGCUCAGGAUGAAUUAAAUAAAGUUACUAGAUCAUGGGGAGUACAAAUUCACAGAAUUGAAAUCUCUGAAGCUCAAGUGAUUUCAGCUCCACCAGAAUACAAUCCAGACAUUUCCUCUUUAUUCAAAGCUGACAAUAAUCCAAUUAGCACAAUAUUUCAAGUGAUGCAAGGUGCACUAGGUGGCCUUCCCCCACAAGUUCGGCCUGUGCAGAAACCCGUUGACUCUUCUCUGGACGCUGUCUCACGCACAUCGAACGAGCAAAUACCUUAUUCUCGUUUACCUGACCCCGAUCAACUGAUUGCAAUUUUCAAUCACGUCACUGACGAAAGACUGGUAAGAGACAUUGGCUGUGUCUAUCAAUUCAACUUCAGCGAUCUGGGUUCAACCUGGUAUGUGGAUUUAAAAAAUGAUGAGGGACAUGGUGGAAAGGGUCCACCUUGCGGGUGUACGCCCGACGUGGUAAUCACAUUGUCCUCACAUGAUAUGCGAGCACUUUUUUCUGGUGAGAUAUCUGCAUUUGAUGCCUACAUGCAUGGUCGAGUCAACAUUACAGGAGAUGUGCGCAUGGCAAUGAAAUUACAAGUCGUUGUAGAGCGUAUGAAUCAGUCACGUAGCAGUCACGUGGAACAUAUGAACACACGUACAGGGAUAAAAUCUUCAACUUCACGUAAUUAUGAUUCUACGAACACAAAUGACAUAAUAAUUGUUUGAAUUCUUUUAUAUCAUUCACGCAAUCGAGGAAUGUAAUUUUGCAUUGUCAAUUUGACAGUAUUUGUACCUAUGUAAUCAUCACAAACAAAUAGUAUAAGUUUGUACCGUCAAACGAGAGCUAAAAACUAUAAGAAACCACUUGAUUUCUGCGACAACUAAAUGGUUUUAUAUCAUGUACAUAUUAAAUAGAGUUUUUCGCGAAAGUUGACCUCUAGCUUUGUACAUUCAUUUUUAACUGUCUUUAAAAUUUUGUCAUUAAAAAGAACAUAAAUGUUGAUUUAUCAUUAGGAAA
This is a messenger RNA of Xenia sp. Carnegie-2017, 1546 nucleotides long. Its product is annotated as stomatin-like protein 1. The transcript is spliced from 8 exons. The record is from RefSeq and is a predicted model, not a curated record. Bases 13 to 1254 code for a protein of 413 amino acids. NCBI's taxonomy places the organism in Eukaryota, Metazoa, Cnidaria, Anthozoa, Malacalcyonacea, Xeniidae. Gene Ontology annotation, cellular component: plasma membrane.